GGUAAGAGCGGAGGAAGUUGAAUCCUCGCGUUUUGAUUGGUCGCCGUUCCUAGAGGCCGGGAGGGCGUCUCCAUGUGAAUCGGGAUUCGACAUGGCGGCGUCCACGGCGUGGCGAUUUCUCCGCUUGCUCCCCAUGCCUUUUCGGAGCUGCUGCCGCCCGCGCCAGGAAACGCCAAGGCCGGGCAGGGAGAGGAACCUCAGUACCUCUAGUGGGGUUCCGAGACGCACCCGGAACCUCCUGUACGAGCAUGUGCGUGAGGGCUACAGCGCGCGCCCCCAGCUGGACGUGGAGAGCCUGUGCGCGCACCCAGAGGAGGCCGCGCGCGCCUUGGAGCACCGCAAGGGGGAGCUGAGACCCGCCGACUUGUCGGAGAUUAUUUCUACUUGGCAGUCCCUAGGAAGACUGAGGGAAGAGAUCCGGGCCCUGGAGGAGGAGAAGGCAGCUGUGGCCCAGAAGAUCAAAGCUCUACUGGUCAGCCAGGACCAGGAUGUCCUCCAACAGGAUCCCAUGUAUCAGAACACCCGGGCCCAGGGAAGGUCGAUCCGGACACGUCUGGCAGCCUUGUAUGCCGAUGAGGCCCAUCUGGAAGAGCUUUUCUAUACGCGAGCUCUCCGACUCCCCAACCAGACCCACCCUGAUGUGCCUGUCGGUGAUGAGAGCCAGGCCCGGGUCCUGGAGGUGGUCGGAGAAAAGCCAACCUUCGCCUUCCACCCCCGGGGCCACCUGGAGAUUGGGGAGAAGCUCGAUAUCAUCCGUCAGAAGCGCCUGUCUCAUGUGUCUGGCCAGCGUUCCUAUUACCUUUGUGGCCCCGGGGCUUUGCUACAGCAUGCUCUGGUCAGCUUUACCCUCAGCAAACUUGUCCAAAGGGGUUUCACAGCCAUGACGGUGCCAGACAUGCUCAGAGGAGCUGUGUUUGAGGGCUGUGGGAUGAGCCCCAAUGCCAGCCCCUCUCAGAUAUACAACAUUGAUCCUUCCCGAUUUGAGGACCUCAACCUGGCAGGGACAUCAGAGGUGGGGAUUGCAGGAUACUUCAUGGAUCAUGCGGUAUCUUGGAAGGACUUGCCCAUCAGGGUGGUCUGCUCCAGCACCUGCUAUCGGGCAGAGACGAACACAGGGAAGGACCCUUGGGGGCUCUUCAGAGUCCACCACUUCCUCAAGGUAGAGAUGUUUGGGCUGACGUGUUCAGGGACAGAGCACAGCUCAGGGCUGCUGGAGGAGUUUGUGUCCUUGCAGAAGGAGAUCCUGACGGAGCUGGGCCUGCACUUCCGGGUCUUGGACAUGCCUACCCAAGAGCUUGGCCGUCCUGCCUACCGCAAGUUUGACAUUGAGGCCUGGAUGCCAGGCCGCGGCUGCUUUGGGGAGGUCUCGAGUGCCUCUAACUGCACAGAUUUCCAAAGCAGGCGGCUUCAUAUAAUGUAUGAGACUGAGACAGGGGAUUUGCAGCAUGUGCAUACGGUCAAUGGGACAGGCUGUGCAGUACCUCGCAUCCUCAUUGCUCUCCUGGAAAGCAACCAGCAGAAGGAUGGCUCAGUGCUGGUUCCCGACGUCCUCCAGCCCUACCUGGGCACUGACAGGAUCUCCACCCCAACACACACCCGCCUCAGAUACAUUGGUCCCAACCAGCCCCGGGCCUCCUGACCGCAUACACGUUCGUGUCCAGCUCCAGGCUCUUUGGUCCCUAGCUGGGGGACGACUGCCUUACCCCCAUGUGUACCUUUAGCACCAAAUGAGGAUAAAGGCAGCAUUUGGGCACCCGAUGAAGACCGUUGAUGAGGAAGGCCAUCCUUGCUUUACAGGGCUCACUUACAGAGCAGUGAGGAUAGCUCAGGCCCCCCCCAGUCCCUGCUGUCCCACUAGGGGAAGAAGUUGGAGUGGGGGGAGUGCCAUUCUCUUCUAUCCCUUUCUUUCCACAUUGGCAAAUAAACUCCAGUGUGGAGACCUG
Molecule: messenger RNA, 1943 nt
Organism: Phascolarctos cinereus (koala)
Lineage: Eukaryota; Metazoa; Chordata; Mammalia; Diprotodontia; Phascolarctidae
Gene: SARS2
Product: seryl-tRNA synthetase 2, mitochondrial
Biological process (GO): seryl-tRNA aminoacylation
Molecular function (GO): serine-tRNA ligase activity; ATP binding
Source: RefSeq, a predicted model, not a curated record